Molecule: messenger RNA, 291 nt
Organism: Strongyloides ratti
Lineage: Eukaryota; Metazoa; Nematoda; Chromadorea; Rhabditida; Strongyloididae
Exons: 2
Coding region: 1-291 (96 amino acids)
Source: RefSeq, a predicted model, not a curated record
AUGUCAUCAGAUUGGAUUGUUGACGAAGAACACGUAGCUAAACUUGAAUUAAAAUUAAAGCAGUUGAAGGAAAAAAAGGUUACCAGUACAGAAAUAAUCAAACAAUUAGAGGAGAUUAAUUUUUUUCAACUAUCUUGUGAUAACGUUGAGUUAGGUUUUGAAGACAAUUUUGUGGACGAUAAAGUUGUUGAUAAUUCUUGGAUAAAGAAAAAAAUUACUCCAUAUAACUGCGCUGUGUUGAAUAGUGAAUUAUUAAAAUUACCGGAACACGAUAGUCUUGAAAAAAAAUAA